Molecule: messenger RNA, 3196 nt
Organism: Galleria mellonella (greater wax moth)
Lineage: Eukaryota; Metazoa; Arthropoda; Insecta; Lepidoptera; Pyralidae
Gene: Regnase-1
Product: probable ribonuclease ZC3H12B
Exons: 4
Coding region: 107-1867 (586 amino acids)
Cellular component (GO): nucleus; cytoplasmic ribonucleoprotein granule
Molecular function (GO): RNA endonuclease activity; mRNA binding; metal ion binding
Source: RefSeq, a predicted model, not a curated record
UAAGAAUUUUUUAUUGGAAUAGUCUUGUUGAAAUAGUGUUUUGAUAUAAAUUAUGCAAUUUAAUUUGCAAUAGUUGCUUUUAUUUUAUUAUUACAACAAUCCUACAAUGUCUCACGACACAGAUUUAUUAAUAUCGGUACCGAGAUCUUGUGUAGCUGAUUUCUACAGCAAAUAUUUAAAUUUAGUAGAAACUUUUUACUGUGUCACUUUAUCUGAGAAUAAAUCGGGCCUCGCAAAAGAAAAACCCGAAUAUGUGUUCUUUAACGUCAUAUUCAACUUGAAUCCAGCUGAUGGCACCUACAACCCACGAGAAUUAAUCGGACGAAUACAGAAAUAUGUGGAGUCAUCGUUGGGGUGGGCGGGCGAGCGCGGAGAAGACUCUAGCUACGACUCGGAGUGCGAGGACGAAGGCGCUCACAGGGCCGCCUCUCGUACACCGUCGGACACGCUCGCUGCCGAAUUCGCGGAGUAUGUAACCCUGGCACCUGCGCCACCGCAGCCUAAUCAGGCGAAGAUCGAGUUCGCCGUAAAGUUGGGUUACUCGGAGCGGCAGGCUAAGACGGCGCUGCAGAGGUUGGGACCUGACCCUCCUCGCAACGAGCUUCUAGCAGAAUUAAUAAAACUAGCAGCUAAACAACCGCCGCGGACGCUGUCGCCGUCGCCCCCCACAGACCCCGACCCGCCACCUGACCGCGAACCACUCAGGCAGAUCGUUAUUGACGGCAGUAAUGUGGCCAUGAGCCACGGCAACAAGGAGGUAUUUUCAUGCCGCGGCAUCGAAAUAUGCGUCGACUGGUUUCGCGCCCGCGGCCACAAAGACAUCAUAGUGUUCGUACCCAAGUGGCGUAAAGAAGCAUCGCGGCCAGAUAACCCGGUCGCAGACCGCGACGCGUUGGAGCGACUCGAACGCGAUCGGGUACUCGUCUACACUCCUAGUCGACUGGUCGGCGGCAAACGUCUCGUCUGCUACGAUGACAGGUACAUAUUGCGACUAGCGGCAGACACGGACGGCAUUGUAGUCUCCAAUGACAACUAUCGUGAUCUAGCAGCGGAGAAUCCCGAAUUCCGCAAAGUCGUCGAAGAGCGACUCCUUAUGUAUUCCUUCGUGAAUGAUCGAUUCAUGCCACCCGAUGACCCUCUUGGGAGAUCAGGACCGACCCUCGACGCAUUCCUUCGUGCGCCCCCAUCUCGCGCCGAACCACCACCUGCUUGUCCUUACGGACGAAAAUGUACAUAUGGAAACAAAUGUAAGUUCCAUCAUCCUGAACGCGCCGGACGACCACAUAAAUCUGUCGCCGAGAAAUUGUCCGAGAGAGCGGCACGUGCGUUACGAGCUCGCGAUCUGCACACAGUCAGCUUACCUCCAGAUGGCCGACCCGCUGAUAAUAAACGGCCACUGGCACGAGCGCACUCUGCAACACCCCGCUUAGCGGACGCCACACUUGCGACGCAUUUCGAACGCGCACAAAUGCAACUUGCCGGGCCGUCGCAACCACCACUAAUUUCACAGCCCAUGUCGCCACCCGACACAAACACACAUCGUAAAUUAGCGCGUCAGCUUACACUGAACCCCGCAUGUGAUCCGCGACUCACGCACACGGCAGCCGCUAGAGUUGCCUCUGCGCCCGUAGGAGCCGCAGGCGCCGCUGGUGCUCACCUGUCACCGUGUGCCUCCGAAGGAGCGUUACAACAUUGGGAUGCGAGGCGGCGUAUGCAUUUUCACCUCACUGGAAUAUUCCCUGAGGUGCAAGUCGCGGAGGCAAUGGCGGCAUACCCAGAAGAAACAGACGCACAGACGAUGUGUGCAAUCAUCCUAGCGCGGUACAGACCAAGUGAAGCUCAGAUGCCACGUCCGCCGUUGCACUGAUCUCUAUAUUUGUAUCUCUGACAAAUACAACACUGUAUCGCCAGAAAUAGUUAAGUAUAUGUUGACGUUUGAAUUAUUAUCGAUUUUCUCGUAAAAAUUGAUAGCAUAUGUUCAAAAGAGUUCAACAUUACUAUUCAACGGAUUAUUGCUGCUUCGACUGAGUAAGUCAUACGUAUGUAUUAUACGUAUACCAUUAAGACAGAAGAGAAAGAAUGUACAGAAACUGAUUGUGCCAAUCAUGCCGAUCCGUUUUGUGGUCGUGUUAAUAAUUGAAUAGGCAUUUAUAUACAUUGUAUGUAUAUUUUAAACUGUGUAUGUUAUACACUUCUAAGAAGUGUAUGACUAUAUUUAUGUAACGAAGAUUAAUUAAGUUUAGGCUUUAAAGAUGUACAAAAUUAUUUCAUUGUCUAUUUGUAUUACAUAAAAUAUUGUUAAUAUAUUAACAAAAUUUAAUAUAAGAAUAUAACAUUUUUCUGGGUUCAUUGUCUCUGUUACUGUUAUGUAUUGAUCCCUUCCAGUGAAUCCUCUUAUUUACUCCACUUGUUCACAAAUAACAAAUUAUUACAUAUAGUAUAAAUAAUAAUUACUAUGUUAAUUUUCCCAUAAAGUUGUAACUUUGUAUGAAUAAUCUUGAUACUAUGUACCAAGAUUUUAUAAUUAUAGAAACUUUUUGUUAAAUUUUUAUAUCUUAGUUUAUUUAUGUGUAUUAGAGUUAUGGCCAUAUUUGUCAUUAAACACUCGUAUAAAACUUAUUAUGUCUAACUCCUAUAUUAAAUUUUUGGUAUAGUUACAAAAGGAUUUGUAAUUAUCCCCAAAAUUACAUUUUAUUUCAUUACAUUUUGUUAGUAUAGGGGUCUCCCUAUUUCAUUAGUAUUAACGAAAUGUUUUAUAUAUACUAUUACAUCAUACUCAUUAAAAAAUACUUAUGCAAAUCGUGGUAGUAUUUUGUAUAAUCAGCUUAAGAAUAAACUACCCAAUAGAGAUGUAAUAUUACUAGUAUGGGACUAGUUUCAUCUGCAGGUUAUACGAAAUAAAUCGUAUUAUAUAACUCACGUAAAGCAAAUUUUUUAACCUUCUUAUAAAAUUAUAAGUGACCCUCAGUGACACUAAACAUUGUCUGACAACGAAUGUUCAUUAUAUAUAGUUUAUUAUGCAAAUAAUAAGUUAUUUGCUAUAUAUUGUUUGAUAUUAAUAUGCUAUAUUUGUAUUGUAACUUGGUCAUUCCUAUUUAGUAUGUAUUAGCUAUAUACAAUGGCCAGACUUAUUAUGGACUAAUAGUCAUUAUCGUUAUAGGUAUAACCAAGAAAUACAAUUAUUAUUGUUUGAUUU